CCUCAUCCUCCCUCCCCUCUCUCUUAUUCGGCCGCCUCACACACGCUGCACGUCACGUCCGUGCAGCAGAGGCAUGCAAAGCCUGCUCCGCGCCUCUCCUCGUCUGGCGCUGCGUUCCCGCCUCGUCCUGCGCACUUCGCCGCGCUGCUACUCCGCCAUCGCUCCUGCUCCCUCAGCUGCUCCCUCCACUGCCCCUCCGCCCACCUCUCGCGCCGCUGCCAUGCCGCACCACGCCGGCCCCCACAUCUCGCCGUUCCCGACCGACGGUCUGCUGCCGAAGCAGACGUCGCAGGCGUCGGCCUUUCUGGAGAAAUACCCAGAGUACGAUGGACGCAACGUGCGCGUUGCGAUUCUGGACACGGGCGUAGACCCGGCUGCAAAGGGCCUGGACGGGAAGGGCAAGGUGGUCGAGGUCAUUGACUGCACGGGGAGCGGUGACGUGUAUCUCACCAACGUGGAGCCGCUCAAGGAAGCGCCGAGCGGGACUGUGGCGCUCAAGUCUCCUCGUACCGGGCGUACUCUGCUGCUCGCUUCCUCGCUCAAGAACCCGUCGGGCAAGUGGAAGAUGGGCACGCAGGCCGCGUACGCGCUCUGGCCGCGCGAUCUCGUAGCGCGCCGCAAGGCAGAGCGGAAGAAGGAGAGCGAUGUGGAAGCUGCGAGACUCGGGGCGCUGGUGCAGCAGGCCGUCUUUGAGGCGGAGCAUGGCAAGAAGCCUGUGCCGGAGAAGGCAGAGGCGAAGGAGGGAGACGCGAAGAAGAAGGGCGCGGACGAUGUGGACGCUGCAAAGAAGCAGAAGGAUGAAGAGGCGCAGAAGCGGGCUCAGCGCACGGAGGAGCUCAAGGCACAGCUCAGCGCGUUCAAGGAGAUGGCUGGCUCGUUUGAGGAUGCCGGGCCGAUCGUCGAGGUCGUCGCAUGGUUCGACGGCUCUCACUGGCGUGCCAUCGUCUUCGGCGGCGAAGGCGAGCUGCACGACCCUACGCUCGGCAUGCCCAAGGAGCGCCUGGAGCCGCUGGGCGAGCAGACCAUCGACCUGACGCAUCGCCGUCCCAUGGCCGACUACAACCUGGAGCACCACUGGGAGGCGUUCGGAGAGAAGGACUUGAUGACGUUCAACGUCAACUUCCUGCAUGCCACAAGCGACAAGACGGCGGAGGUGGAGGCGGUCAGCAUCGUCUGCAACUCGGGCUCGCACGCGACGCACGUGGCGGGCAUCGUCUCUGCAGACCGCAAGGAUGACCCUUCGCAGAACGGCGUCGCGCCGGGCUGCCAGAUCGUCUCCCUCUGCAUCGGCGAUGGUCGGCUCGGCUCCAUGGAGACGCAGCAGGCGCUGCUUCGUGCUGCACGUGCCAUCAUCGACACGGGCUGCGACGUCGCCAACAUGAGCUUUGGCGAGUCGGGCGCCUGGGGAGCAGACAACAAGGGCGCGUUCGCCGAGCAGCUGCGUGACAUUGUCAUUCGCGAGCGCGACGUCCUCUUCGUCUCCUCCGCCGGUAACUCCGGCCCCGCGCUCUCGACGCUUGGUCAGCCUGCGGGCACGACGACGGGCGUCCUCACCGUCGGCGCGUACGUCGACGCGGGACACAUGCAGCAGGCACAGUAUGCACUCGUGGAGGAGGGCAUCAAGAGCAGCACGACGACGUGGUGCUCUCGCGGCCCCACAUUUGACGGCGCAAAGGGCGUCGACAUCUACUCGCCCGGCGCGGCAGUGACGUCGAUUCCGAGGUAUUGCCUGCAGACGACGAUGCUCGCGAACGGCACGAGCAUGUCGUCGCCGCACGCCGCAGGCUGCGUGGCGCUGCUUGUCAGCGGCAUGAAGGCCAAGGGCAUUCCCGUGACGCCUGCGCGUGUGUUCAAGGCGAUUCGCGCAACUGCCAAGGACGUCAAGGACCCGCAGGGCGUGGGCUUCUUCCGCGUGGCAGACGCCUUUGACUACAUCGUCAAGCACGCCGACCGCGCCGACGCCGACGCCGAGUGGCGCAUCUCCGUCACGCCAGCUGGCAAGCCUCCGGGUCGUGCCGGCACGGACCAGCGCGGCAUCUACCUGCGAAAGAACGGCACGCAUGCGCUCAACCAAUUCACCGUCACGGCGCAGCCGACGUUCAAGCAAAACGAGACGGAGCGUGCGCAGACGCUGCAGAUCGGCUGCUCGCUGUCUACCACGGCGUCGUGGGUCAGCGCGCCGGAGUUUGUGUGGCUCGGAUCCAAGGGCAGAGGCUUUGAGGUGCGCGUGGACACCACAGGCCUGGCGCCCGGUCUGCACGUCGCUGCCGUCGAGGGCUACGACUCGGAGAGCGGCCUCAAGCUCUUCGAAUGCCCCGUGACGAUCGCCAAGCCGACGCCUCCCGCGCCCACGGUCCACUUCGAGCGCGUGCGGCUGGACCACGGCAAGGUCGAGCGGCGCUUCGUCAGCGUGCCCAUCGGCGCGACCUGGGCCGAGAUGCGCUUCCGCUCCAGCAACCACGAAAAGGCCGGCACGUCUGUGCGCUUCUGGAACCACUCGGUGCAGAUGCUGCCGCAUGCGCGCCUCAACGAGGUCGAGAAGGCCUUCGUCAUGGCGCUCAACGAGAACGAGCCGGUCACCAAGAAGGUCAGCGUUACCGGCGGCGUGCCGAUGGAGCUGUGCCUCGCGCAGUUCUGGGCCAGCGCGGCUGGCUUUGACCUCGAGGUCACGAUCGAUUGGCAUGGCAUCUCGUUCGCUACCCCGGUGCGCGGACGCGACGAGACGACGCUGAUUGGCGGCGAAGGUAUCGCUCGUAUCGAGUGCACCUCGCAUGUCCGCAUCGAGGCAUUCUCGCCUGCCAUCUCUCUCGAGCAGCGCCGCUCUUUCGCACGGCCCACGACUUCCGAGCUGCGUCCUCUCACCUCGCCGCGCGACGCUCUGCCCGACGGCAGUACGCUCUGCGAGCUCGUCCUGACCUACCCUCUCGAGAUCAAGGAGGACUCUGCGAGCAUUAAGUAUGGCCUGCCGCUGUCCAACCAUCUCUACGACAGCGCGGUGCCUCAGCUCUCGGCCAUCUUUGACGCGCACAAGCGGCGCGUGCACUUCAGCGACGUGUACAGCGACGCCAAGGCGAUUGACCUCAGCAAGGGCUCGUACACCGUGCGCGUCGAGCUGCUGGCUGCCAUGCCGGUGCUGGAGAAGCUGCGCCACAUGUCGCUCCGUGUCGAUACGAAGCUGGCGAAGCCGGUCUCGCUUGACGUCUACGAGGACCAUGUGGACCAGUACGGCGCGGCCAAGCCGGCCAAGUUCGCCGGCGUCAAGCUGCUGCAGGGCGAGACGAAGGUGUUGUGCCUCGACACGAACAUCGAGGGCGAUGCGCUGCCCAAGGGUGUCGAGGCAGGCGACGUCCUUGUCGGCACGAUGACGGCGUCGGGCAACGAGGCAAAGGGACAGCUCAGACUCGUGGUGCCGCCGGCCAUCAUCAAGCCAAAGCCGGACGAGGGCGCGUCGGGAGAGACACCGCCGACGGUGGCGGAGCUCAUGACCGGCCUCGUGCAGAAGGUGCCCGAGAAGGAGCGCGACGCGUACAUUGACCGACUGCUCAAGGAGUACCCGGAUGACCUCGGCGUGUUGGUUGCUCGCCUCAACGCAACGAAGCCGGACGACGCCGCCGACGCCUCCAAGGUCCUCUCGGCGGCGCAAGCGAUCCUCGACAUCGUCGAUGAGCAGUCUGUUCUGCUCUUCGCCGGCGCCAAGAAGCUCCCCUCCACCGAGCAGUCUGCCGCAGAAAAGCAGCACGACGCGCAGCAGAAGAAGCGUCGCGAUGCCUACGUCCUGGCGCUCAACCGACGUGCGCGUGCACUGCUAGCGCGCGACGAGGGCAAGGCGUCGCCCGACUUCGAGAGCACCUUUGAGCGCUACAGACGCGUGGCGGACGCCAGCGACAAGGAGUUUGCGACGGUGUACGUGCGCUGGGCCAUUCAGCACGAGCGCUACGGCACGGCUCUCGUGCAGGUGCGCAAGGCGCUCAAAGAGCUGGGCAACGGCGCGGCCAGUGCGGCGGACGAGGUGCGCAAGCUGAGAGCGCUGGAGCGCGAGCUGGCAGGCGAGAAGCUCGGCUGGCACUGCCUGGCCGCUAACGCGGACCGCGCGAGGGUGUUCGAGUCGGCGGCGGGAUACAUGCCCUUCUAGGCCCUGCCCUUUACAUCACCUCGAGCGCCUCGGCAAGGCAGGGCUCGAGCGAGACAGCGUAAUCACAAUCCCAUUAUCCGUCUCCCUUGCCCUCUGCCCGCAACAUCUUCGCUCCCUCAUCCAAUGCAGCACUUGCGUCGAUCCUCACUUCUCCUCCUCCUCGCGAAUCGUGCGGCGCUCGUAGAGCCACUCGUAGUCCUCCUUGCUGCGCUCGAUGGUCUCGAGCACGUCUUGUGGCAGGUCGGCCUUCUUGGCCUUCGAGCCGGUCUCGUCGUCCUUCUUGAAGCCCGUUGAUUGC
Tilletiopsis washingtonensis is the source of this 4430-nucleotide messenger RNA. Its product is annotated as subtilisin-like protein. The record is from RefSeq and is a predicted model, not a curated record. Bases 74 to 4132 code for a protein of 1352 amino acids. Gene Ontology annotation, biological process: proteolysis. NCBI's taxonomy places the organism in Eukaryota, Fungi, Basidiomycota, Exobasidiomycetes, Entylomatales. Gene Ontology annotation, molecular function: tripeptidyl-peptidase activity; serine-type endopeptidase activity. The transcript is spliced from 13 exons. Gene Ontology annotation, cellular component: cytosol.